Mercurialis annua (annual mercury) is the source of this 1119-nucleotide messenger RNA. RefSeq lists its product as uncharacterized. NCBI's taxonomy places the organism in Eukaryota, Viridiplantae, Streptophyta, Magnoliopsida, Malpighiales, Euphorbiaceae. Bases 1 to 1119 code for a protein of 372 amino acids. The transcript has 5 exons. The record is from RefSeq and is a predicted model, not a curated record.
AUGGGGAUUACUGGAUUAAAUGGUGUCUACUUCUUUUACCAUUUUAUUGUAGUUUACAUGUUAACCGACAAACAAAGAAAAAGUUUAAAACUGCUUGCAAUACUUCUUAUAUAUAAAAAGUUUACAAGACGUCGUAUUGGAAGAAGGCCAGAUACAAACUCGUCUCUUAGCGGAAGUGAAUAUAUACAAGAAAUAUUGGAUGGAAAUUCCGCUCAUUCUCUAGAAAUGUUAAGGAUGAAAAAAGAAGCGUUUUUGGCAUUAUGUGAUAAUUUUAAAGCUAAAGGAUGGUUGCAAGACAGUCGCUAUAUUUCAGUAGAGGAAAAAAUGGGAAUACUUUUGUUUACUCUCAGUCAAAAUCAUCGAAAUCGUGCCAUGAAACGAAGAUUCAACCAUUCAACUCAAACUGUACAUUUUUAUUUUCACGAGGUUUUAAGGGCAAUGCUGAAGUUCGCAAGAGAAAUGGUGGUACCUACUACUUUUAAUCCAGACUUGGAUCAAGUCACGUAUCAUCAACGACUUCGAAAAAUAUUCAAGGGUGCUGUUGGUGCACUUGAUGGAACUCUUAUCCGCGCUUCUAUACCACCUGCCCAACAAACACCAUAUCGAGGUAGAGGAAGAGGAGAUUGCUAUCAAAAUGUGCUUGCUAUAUGUGAUUUUGAUAUGAUUUUUACAUUUGUUUGGGCUGGAUGGGAAGGAGUAGCACAUGACUCACGGGUAUUAACUGAAACUAUGCGAGAUCCAAAUAAUAAUUUUCCUUUUCCUCCCCCUGAUAAAUAUUAUUUAUGUGAUGCUGCAUAUCCAAAUACUAGAGGAUUUAUGGCUCCUCAUCGCAACACGCGAUAUUGGUUAUCGGAUUUUCGAAAUGAUCGUCGUAUAAUGCCACCGUAUCCAUUUAAUGUGCAAAGAAACAUUGUUAUUGCUUGUGUUGCUGUGCAUAACUAUCUUCGCAGGAUGAAAGUUAUGGAUGACUUUUUUGAGCAAUUUGACAGAGCCGAGGUGAUCUUUCAACAACCUCAUAGAAACUUUGUGCAAGAAGGCACACAAAGACAAGCAGAUCAAAUGUUUAUGACGAAUUUAAGAGAUCAAAUUGGAAAUGAGCUGAUGAAUAGAAGAGUUUAG